This is a messenger RNA of Sander lucioperca (pikeperch), 2849 nucleotides long. It is a transcript of the gene ccnk, whose product is annotated as cyclin K. Gene Ontology annotation, molecular function: cyclin-dependent protein serine/threonine kinase activator activity. Gene Ontology annotation, cellular component: cyclin/CDK positive transcription elongation factor complex; nucleus. The record is from RefSeq and is a predicted model, not a curated record. NCBI's taxonomy places the organism in Eukaryota, Metazoa, Chordata, Actinopteri, Perciformes, Percidae. Gene Ontology annotation, biological process: regulation of transcription by RNA polymerase II; positive regulation of DNA-templated transcription, elongation. The transcript is spliced from 11 exons. Bases 193 to 1815 code for a protein of 540 amino acids.
UGAUUUAACCACAGCGCAUGUGUAUCAGAUGUCCUGCGUAAUGACGUCUGCCAACAGUGUCUAACGUCCUCCAUAAUGGUGGUGCCCUUUACAAUGGGGACUGUAGUGGAUCACUUGUUAGCCAACUUCUUGUGAAUAACUGCGGAUUAUUAACACAUCUGUCUGUUUUGGGUAAUUUACUCCGACGGCUACAUGUUAAAGUCCAGUACAGCGGGUCCAUCCACCGUUGCCUCUCCUCAGCCAAUGAAGGAAUUCAAGGAGAACUUUUCAGGCCAACUAAUCCUGGACCACAUUAAGCCAUGCUGGUACUGGGACAAGAAGGAUUUAGCCCACACCCCCUCUCAGUCUGAAGGCCUGGACCCUGGCACAGAGGCCCGGUAUCGAAGAGAAGGAGCCCGCUUCAUUUUUGACGUGGGGACCAGACUUGGCCUACACUAUGACACACUGGCAACUGGCAUCAUAUACUUCCACCGCUUCUACAUGUUUCACUCCUUUAAGCAGUUCCCCAGAUAUGUGACUGGUGCUUGCUGUCUUUUCCUGGCGGGCAAAGUGGAGGAAACCCCAAAGAAGUGUAAAGACAUCAUCAAAACAGCCCGCAGCUUACUGAAUGAUGUGCAGUUUGCCCAGUUUGGAGAUGAUCCGAAGGAAGAGGUGAUGGUGUUGGAGAGAAUUUUACUCCAGACCAUCAAGUUUGACCUGCAGGUGGAGCACCCUUACAUGUUCCUGCUGCGCUACGUCAAGCAACUCAAAGGGGAAAAGAAUAAAGUGUGCAAGGUGCUACAGAUGGCGUGGACCUUUGUCAAUGACAGCCUGUGCACCAUGCUGUCUCUGCAGUGGGAACCAGAGAUUAUUGCAGUAGCCGUCAUGUACCUGGCCGGCCGCCUCUGUAAGUUUGACAUCCAGGAGUGGACCGCCAAGCAGUCGUCCCGCCGCUGGUGGGAGCAGUUUGUCCAGGACGUCCCAGUUGAGCUGCUGGAAGACAUUUGCCACCAGAUCCUGGAUCUGUACUCCCAGGGAAACAAGCCCAUCCCUCAGCAGAUACAGGAGAAGGAGAGGGCAGCUGCUCCGCAGGUCCCCGUUCCUCCAGCCCCAGUGGGACUGCCACCAGCCCCCAACCCUCCUCCCCCACCACCGAAGAAGACUUCCCCUCAGGGAAGCAGCCCUGCACGCCAGCUCAAACGCUCACAUACAUCCCCAAAAGAUGAACCAAAGGCUCCAGAACAAGUUGGAUCAAAGAUUCCUAGACUGGAGAGCCCCAUGCCCCCUCUGCCUACAUCGCAGCCUCCCCCAGAGCGCAAAGCCCCAGCUCCGGCCCCUCCCACGGAAGCCGAACCAUUACCGGAAACGGCUCCUCCUCCGCCGCACGCUCCACCUCCCCAUCAGCCCCCGCCCCUGCCCCAUCGCCCUCCUCCGCCCCCGCCCUCCAACUACAUCAUGUCCACCACCAGCUCCUACAUGUCCGGAGAAGGCUACCAGAGCCUGCAGUCGAUGAUGAAGACGGAGGGUCCCUCCUACGCCCCGAUGCCGCCCAGCUACGCACCCCCAAUACCGCCGUACCACGUCUACCCGCCGCCUGCGGCACCGCCUCCGGGCCCUCCUCCUUCCAGCUACCCGCCCCCCAACUUGGCGCCAACGUAUCCGCCGCCGGGCUACAACAGCUACCCUCCGCCUCGCAUGCCGCCGGGCCACGUACCCCCUCCAGUUAUAGGUCUGCCUGCUGGGUAUCCUCCGCCCCCCGUGCCCCCAGGACAGUCACAGGUGCCCCUGCCCCCUCCGCCCGGCAUGCCCAUGAAUCACGGUGGGUGGAUGAGAUGAGAGUGAAACAACAGUCCCUUAAACUGACUCCGUGCAGAGCCGCAGCUGGAGAUGCAGUAGAAACAACCAGGAACUCGUGUUAAUCGGCUGGUACAGACGGAGAGCUUGUUCACCUCCAGUAUGACUUUUGUCGAUGAGGUUCUUAAUGAAGGCUUAACAACAAAUAGACUUAAAAAAGUGAGUUCUGGACAGUAUUGUUAUGAGAACCUGAACUGGCACUGGAAGACAGCAGUCUCAGUGGCUUAAACAUGUACAGGAUGGUACUUCUAGUUCCAGGAUCUUGUAACAAACACUGUCCACUCGUUGUUGUUGUUGUUCUGGAAAUGUACCAGGAAAUAUUAGCACCCUGAAACUAGUUUUGUCACACAUGCUCAUUCAUUUCUUGUGGAGUGAUGAGAUGUUCUGUGUUUUUACUUUACCUUUUUUUGAGUAGAACAAAGAUUGACUCUUAUCUUUCCUUCUAUAUUCUGUCACCUUGAUUGUCUUUUUUUUUUUUUUUUUUCUGAAUUUCCAGUCCUACCAGUGUCCUUUCCCCUGCAAUCUUGUUUUUCGUUUCUCGACAUUCCCACUGUUUUGCUGAGAGGAAAAAAAAAACGCGUAAUAAAAUCUUGAUGGUUGUACCUGCAGUAGUCAAAAAUAAAAAGGACUAUCACACUUGAGACAUGUUAUUAAAUAGUUCUUUCAAACGUACUGUAUAUCCUUUUGUCACAUUACUUUCUACUCUGAAAACACAGCGUUCAUUUUACUGCACUGUCACACUUAUUCCCUGUCUCCCUGUUUUGUGUGAAUGUGCACAGCAGACAGUAUUACAUGUAGAUACAACAGAAACCCUGUCAUCAAACGCACCAUGUCUAACACUGGACAGACUAAGGUAUAUUUGUACAUAUCUGUUCUUUUCAUUUAGGCAUAUUGUUUUGAGAGUUUCAAUCCAUAUGUGCCUUAGUCAGGUUUCUCUUCUGUUUUCUGUACGCAGCUUUGGUUUUGUGUCCGAGUGGCAUUUAGGACAAUAAAGGCCUGCUCUUUCCUACUUUGAA